Molecule: messenger RNA, 1765 nt
Organism: Ceratosolen solmsi marchali
Lineage: Eukaryota; Metazoa; Arthropoda; Insecta; Hymenoptera; Agaonidae
Product: WAS protein family homolog 1
Exons: 4
Coding region: 1-1554 (517 amino acids)
Biological process (GO): retrograde transport, endosome to Golgi; exocytosis; endocytic recycling
Cellular component (GO): early endosome; WASH complex; recycling endosome
Molecular function (GO): gamma-tubulin binding; alpha-tubulin binding; actin binding
Source: RefSeq, a predicted model, not a curated record
AUGAUAGAACGAAUUGAAAUAUCUGUAAUUCCUCAAGAUUUAAGACACGAAGAAACAAUUGUACAAAUUGCAGAAGCAUUGGAUAAUUUAGAUUUUGCAGUUUCUCAUAUUUUUAAUUCCAUAAAUGAACGAAUUUCAUUACAUACAAAAAGACUUGGAGUUAUUCGAACUAGGGCUACAAAACUUCAAGAGCAAUUAGAGUAUCUUCAAAAUAAUUUAAAUUUAAAAGCUAUAAAAUUAUAUUCUGCAGCAAAAUAUCCAGCAAAUCAUACAUAUAAUGAAUAUACAUUGGUCAUACAACCGAAAUCAAGAAUUGAAAUUCCAGAUAAUAAAAUUUACAGAAGUUCAGUUCCAAUUUCAGAUAAAUCUGAUUCAGUACUAACUAGUAACAGUAAGAUGGAAAAUAGACAAUAUACAAGUAAUUUAAAUUUGCAAGAAAAGUUACAAUUUUAUUAUGUUAAAUCUAAACCAUAUAAAAAAACAAAAACUUAUAUCGAGAAGAAUCAUGCAAAGGAAAAUAUUUCCUCUAUUGAUUCACUCUUACUAUUUAACAUAAAAGACUCUCAAACUUCUGUUAAUUUAGAAUUAGCUCAAAAUGAAAAAAAAAAUCAGAUUCAAGAUGCUCCCAAUUCUAUUUUACAACCAUGGCACACUUCUGAAAUUGAAUACCCAUCAACUUAUUUAUAUGCUCCAACAUUGGGAGAGGUACCACAAAUGAAUGUACCACUCAUGCUACCUCAUUUACCUGGAAUAGUCGAUGACGAACGUUUUUCACUUGAUCUAAAUUCGCAAAGUCCUAUAGCUCCUUCUUCAAUGGCUGCUACACCAACAAUUCGUCAUGAUCCCUCAAUUUCGGAAAUUUCAGAAAUUUCAGAACAGUAUAAUAAAAAGUCAGAAACCAGUAACAAAGUAUUUUCUAAUGUUAACAUUAGAUCAAAUACUUCUUUAUCUUUAGCUUAUGAGGCUAAGAGCGUUAGUGAGCAAUUACUAGAAGAAACCCCGUUAAAAGCAAGUAGCAAUGUUCCCGUUGUGACUAGUCAAUCACCAACAGUUGUAUCACCAUCAACACCACCACCACCGACACCACCACCACCACCACCACCACCACCACCACCACCACCACCGUCACCCCCGCCAUCACUACCGCCACUUCCACCGUCGCUACCUCUCGAAUAUAAAGAAGAAUUAAAGCCGAUUAAAAUAAUAAAGAAUUCGACUGUAUUGAAUGCAAAUGCAACCGAUGAUCGAAGCAAUCUUAUGGCUGCCAUUCGUGACGCUGGCGGACUUGGACGAGCCAAAUUGAAGCAUGCGGUACUUGCAGACAAAACCAAAGAUCGAUGGUCCUCGGCUUCGGUCGGUGGUGAUCUUAUGGCCGAUCUACACGCUACAUUAUCUCUCAGAAGGAAAGGUAUUGCUGGCUCAGCUAUUAACGCCCUCGUAAGAAUGUCAAGUAUGAUUCCACCACCACCUAAGCCAAAUGAAUCAUCUACUUCAGACAGAAAUUCGGCAACAAGUGAAUGCGAGUCUCAAGAUGAUGAUGGAUGGGAAGAAUAAAAUUGCCGAUUUUAUAAGAAAAUCUGUUUGAUAAAAUCAAUUUAUUUUUCUUGUUAAAACAUUGCUCACAUACUAUUCCCAGAGAAAUCUAUGUACAAUUCAUCUGUACAAUUUUAUUCUAAUAACAUAACAAAUAAUAUCUUUCUUUGUCAUGCAAAUAUCAAGUUUGAUAUUUACAAUCAAUAUGCAUAUAAUAAAAUGUGUCAUUACA